UGCAGUCACUAGGACGCUAUUGGUUGAAAUAGAUGCAGCAAGUGUCAGUGUUACAACUACAAAGACACAAGUAAUCAGAGUGAUUCAGUAAAAAAAAAAGAAGUAAUUUGAGUUCUUAUAUGUGGAGAAUGCAGGUGUUAAAUCUCCAGAUUUGUGCUUUAGGUUAAACUAUGUUCAAUGAGGUAAUAGUGAAGUGAGUCUGCUUCCUCUUCAGUAAAUGACUCUGGCAAACUAGCAAAACAGGUUUCAUAUGCUUGAAUAAGUUGUAGCACAAAAGUUUAAAUGUAGUCUAACUUACUGAUUUUAUAGAGGAAAAACUCUUCAUAUAAGUUUAGAGCUUUUGUCGAAUUAUUUCACUGAAACUGCCGGUAAAAAUCACAUCAGCAUUAAAUUGUCUCAUCUAUUUACAAGAAUAAGGAACAAGGAAGUCAGUUAAAGCUAGAUAAAGUUUGUGUCUAUUUUUGGUGUUUGACAAUAGGUGGAACAAAAGAAUGAGGAAGUGCAGGAAGUGAUCACAAAAGGAGAACAGAGUGUUACACAGUCGCACAGGUAGACUAAUGUAGCAGGCUUGGUAUGAACACCUAGGAGCAGCAGCACACAACAACAAAAGGUUGACCUUCAGAAGCUUAGACAUGUCUUUGGACUCAGAACCGAAUCUGAAUCAGUCUGGAACUCCAUGUGCUGCGGAUCCUGUUUUAGGCACGGCCACUCAGAGCCGCUCUGAGAACAUUCUAAAGUUUAUCUGCGACUUCAAACCUGGAGGUGGUCUGUCACUGAGCAGCGACGAGGCUUUAAGCGCCGAUGCGGAAUAUGAGUCGGUGUCCGUCGUUUUACCAGCUCAGUGCAGCAUUUACCAGCUGCGCCUCCACAUCUGUAUGCAGUUCCAAGAAAAAAACUGCCAUUCAGAUCCUUUUGCAAUACUUGACCCAGAGAGAUACUCUUUGCUAUAUGAAAGGGGAGGAGACUGGUAUGAGGCCUACGACGACUGUCAGGUGGUCAGAACGUUGGACAUUCCAUGGACACGUGAUGAAUCAGGGCAUUUGACAGCACACAUUGUGCUCAAACCUCCUUUGGCGGUGGAGUCCGAGGAGGGGAAGAAGCAGCAGCAGUGUCUGGCCUACCUGAUUGGUCACGACUUGGAGAAAGAGGCGUCCGAUAGACUGGGCGAGUUCACCUUCACCCGCAGGAAACUGGCCUCUCCAAGAAGACAAGAGUUGAGCAAUCGCGAUGCUAAGACGUACGCCACAGAACCAUGGAUUACGUUGGCACCAAUUCCUAAAGAACUGCAGGAGCAGCUGAACAGGAAGCUUCCUGUCUACCUCCACUACAUGAACAAGAUCAGCUUCAGCUUCGAGGUCGAUUUUAGCGCAAAGCCUGACAUUCUCUUCCAGUUCUUUGGAAAAGUCGCACUAGACCAGGGCCUUGAAGUGGAUUCUUCCGAUGAUCUUGUGUUAAAGGUCACAGGAAGGGAGGAGUUUAUAUCUGGAGAUCACUGUCUCAUCGAUUUCCUCUGGGUUCGUCACUGCUUGAAAACCAAUCUAGACUUCCACCUGUCUGUGGUGCACAUAUCACAGCUCGCUGAAGAUACGGUCAAGUUUGUGGACUGGCCACUGGUCGAUGGCUUUAGUGGAAAAUUUAGUUCCCAUGAGGAUCUCUGCUUGGAAGGGAAAGAUUUGGACGACAUCUUUAUGAUAUCUUUGUGGGACUGCAACAGAAAACUGCGACUCAAACUGCUGGGCUUCGACAUCCUAAAUCUGCCAAUAAAAUGCCCUCAGACCGUUUACGUGGAAGCUUCCAUACUUUACGGCAAAAAAGUUCUCUCAUCGGUGACCUCCACCCCCAAGGCCUUUGCCGAUGAAGUUUUAUGGAAUGAAUGGCUGGAGUUUGAUAUUCUUCUUAGGGACUUGCCUCGAGGGGCUAAGCUGGGUUUGACCAUCACAGCCUGUGGUCCUGAAGUGUCCCCCAUGACCAAAGACUCAGGGGAAGGAAAGGUUCUCUACUUCGUUAACCUUAUUCUUAUUGACCACAGAUCUGUUCUGAGCCAAGGCUCUCACACUCUGCACAUGUGGGCCUACCCCAGUCUAGAGGAAGAAGCUAUCACAUACCAAGCAGACAAACUCUCCUCUGCAACGAACCCAGAUGUGGCAAACUCCAUGGCCGUCAGUUUUUUCCUUGACCGCUACAGCUUUCCUGUGGUGCUGCCAAACAGCUUCAGUUCCUCCGAAAGUUCUGACCCAACCACCUCAAGCCUCUCUUCUUCUUUUGAUUCACCUUUGUCUCCCCCUUCAUUCAGUCCCACCCUGUCCAGCCCAGAUUCCCCUUCCUUACCUCUCCAGGGCUUGUCAGUUGGGAUGAGACCCAUCAGGUCCUCGUCUCCUCUUGCCAGCACUAAGACACCCUGCAUGAAAAGGUUCAGGGAGGAGAGCAUCCGCUACGCCUCCAAUCUGCCCCAGUACCUAAGCAAUGUGGACUGGAUGAAUCGCAGGGUGGUGGACGAUGUCCACUGGCUGCUGGGAAACUGGGAUCCUGCAGAGCUAGACAUUACAGUGGCCCUGGAACUGUUGAGCAUUGAUUUUGCCGAUGAGAUGGUCAGGAGACUCGCUGUCAAGAGACUAGAAAGCUUGUCCAAUGAUGAUGUGCUGAGAUAUUUGCUGCAGCUGGUGCAGACCCUGAAGGUGGAGCCUUACCAUGACAGCUUUCUUGCCCGGUUCCUCAUUCAGAGAGCUUUACGAAGCAAGAGAAUUGGUCACUUCUUCUUCUGGUAUGUCCGCAGCGAGGUGGCUGGCUGCCCUUAUUUCCGCCAGCGCAUGGCUGUGAUUCUGGAGGCCUACCUCCUGGGCUGUGGACAGGCCAUGCUCAACAGCUUCACCCAACAGGUCAAAGCUGUGGUGGCUCUAGAAGAGGUUGCUAUCAAAAUCAAAAAACUCUUCCCUGACAGGAAUGACUCUGCUCCUAUAGCCUCACUCAAGCUUCAGGAACUUCUGAGGAACUGUAGCCUGCCUGAUGAGUUCCUGCUACCAUUUGACCCUCGCGUCAAAGCAGGAAGAAUUCUGAUCGAUAAGUGCAAAGUGAUGGCGUCGAAAAAGAAGCCUCUGUGGUUGGAGUUCUCUCACAUGCCCUCGCCCAGCUCAACCACGUCUGUGGGAAUCAUUUUUAAAGAAGGAGACGACCUGAGACAAGACAUGCUGGUCAUUCAGACGUUGGUGGUGAUGGACUCAAUCUGGCAGGAAAAAUCCCUGGAUCUGAACCUCAUACCGUAUGGCUGCAUCUCCACUGGACACAACAUAGGUAUGAUUGAGAUCGUGAGAAACGCAGCGACUAUUGCUGCAGUGCAGAGAACCCACAGAGGAACAGCUGGGGCUUUUAGGAAUGAUGCCCUUUUUGAGUGGCUCAAGUCAAAGUGUCCACUCCAGGAAAUACACUACAAAACAGUGGAGCGGUUUGUGAAGUCCUGCGCUGGGUACUGCGUGGCCACGUAUGUCCUAGGUAUCGGAGAUCGACACAAUGACAACAUAAUGGUAACAGACCAAGGAAACCUCUUCCACAUUGACUUUGGUCACAUUCUGGGCAACAGGAAGCACUUCCUGGGCGUAAACAGAGAGCGCGUGCCCUUUGUCCUUACACCUGACUUCCUCUAUGUCAUGGGCAGGAUUAAAGGACGUAACAGUCUCUGUUUCAGUGGCUUCAGGGUAAGAGGUCACACUGUGUGUGUGUGUGUGUGUGUGAUAAGACUGAAAUGUGGCCGAGUCAAGAAAAAAUGUCAGCAGAAUCUCAACUAUUAUUCUCCUUAACAGUAGGUGGCGAUCAUACCCCAGUAAUACAAAACUACACCUGAGGUUUUUCAAGUCAAUUCAAUUUGAUUUGGAUAGCCCAAAUUCACAAAUCACAUUUGUCUCAAUGGACUUUAUAGUUCAAAAUAAACAUUGAAAUAGAAUUUUAUUGCUAAAUGAAAAUUGAACUUAUAUAAACUUAUUGCCCUAUGACUUCUCCUCCCAUCAGGACACCUGCACCCAGGCCUACCUCUCCCUACGCUCCCACUCCCGCCUGCUGGUCACUCUCUUCUCUCUCAUGUUGCUGACGGGCAUGUCUCAGCUGGGCGCUGCAGAGGAUAUUCGCUACCUGCAGGAGGCGCUGCAGGAAGAACAGAAUGAGGUGGAGGCCACUGAGCACUUCCUGCAGCAGAUCUCUGUGUGCGAGCAGAAGGGCUGGACGGUGCAGGCCAACUGGUGGUUUCACAUGGUAGCUGGCAUAAAAUGAGCGAGGGUUGAUUUUUUUUUUUUUUUUUUUUUGUACGAUUCAGUGUCAGGAGCCCAUUCUACACUAAUUACAGGAGUGUGUUUGUGUUGGACUAUUCUGCCUGUGGUUCAGAUACGUAGAAAAGAUACAGUUAGCAUCUUGAAACCCUGAAGUCCCCAACAUUUACUAAUGGAACUAAUUUCUCCUUAAAUUUGUUUAUGGUCAACCAAAACAAUAACCUAGACAGCACAUAACAUGCCAGUGUGAAAGGAACCAGUCAGGGUUGACCCCAUUGACCCCACAGGGACCAGUCUAAUGAAAACCACAAGGUCAGGUAAGGGCACUACCCCAACCGUUUUUACUUAUCAUUUCUUCUAUUGUGUAAUUUGUCAUUCUAAACCUUACUUAUUUUCUCUUCCCCUGAUUUUCUCUUCAUCUACUGUGAUUGUGAAAAUGGUGUAGCAAUUAUUGGUCUUUUUUUUUAAUUGCGUCACUAUGGUAAUAAUGGCUUUGGAUUUCCAUUAUAGUUUAGUUUUUUUUUGUUUUGACCAUUGUUUUUCUAAUUCAGUUUAUUAGUUAUUUGGCCGAGUUUGCUAGUUGUGGUUAGUUUGAAUCAGCUCACACAUCAAAGCAUGGAUAGAAUGAAGAGAAAAGGGUUCUCAACUGUUCAUUACUGCUUCCUGUGUGUGUCUAUACCUGAAUGUCCAGAUGUUGCCUCAGAGAUCAAGUGCAGACCUGCUGCAGACAUUUGAUAUACUGUUGGAUUAGCCAAUUAGCUCCUUGAAACAAUGUCUGCGUUGUAACGAUCAACACGUACUUUGCAAGAACCAAGGGAUUUACUACCUUACUGAAGGUGUCAACCUCCUGUUAGGAUCCUCUCACUUCAAAACUUAGCAUCAUGUUUGCUGUGGUUAGAACACCGUUUUUACGUUAAUGAAGAAGAUGGAAAGGGAAAUUGUUGCAGGUUUGUUACGAUACUCAAGGUGAGCAGCGAUAUUGACAUAGCAUUGUUGGAUACCACACUACAGUAAAGUUACACCCGACUGAUGUGUCAAAGGCUGAAAGAACUCCAAAACCAUGGCUGCCAAAAUAAAAUGACCAAACUUUUUUUGCAACCCUCACAGAGACUUCAAUUCUCUGCCUUAAUACAUAGAUCUAAUAUACCUUAUACCAGUGGUUCUCCUACUUUUUCUACUCUGUACCAGCUGAGAAAACUCUCUGAUCUCUCUGAGUACCACCGUGAUGACCAACAUUAGAAUACAGCAGCGUAGGCCUUCACUGUUA
Messenger RNA from Cynoglossus semilaevis (tongue sole), 5520 nucleotides. Its product is annotated as phosphatidylinositol 4,5-bisphosphate 3-kinase catalytic subunit gamma isoform. The record is from RefSeq and is a predicted model, not a curated record. The transcript is spliced from 12 exons. NCBI's taxonomy places the organism in Eukaryota, Metazoa, Chordata, Actinopteri, Pleuronectiformes, Cynoglossidae. Gene Ontology annotation, molecular function: 1-phosphatidylinositol-4-phosphate 3-kinase activity; 1-phosphatidylinositol-3-kinase activity. Gene Ontology annotation, biological process: phosphatidylinositol-3-phosphate biosynthetic process; phosphatidylinositol-mediated signaling; phosphatidylinositol 3-kinase/protein kinase B signal transduction. Gene Ontology annotation, cellular component: cytoplasm; phosphatidylinositol 3-kinase complex, class IB; phosphatidylinositol 3-kinase complex, class IA. The coding region runs from base 633 to 3791 and encodes 1052 amino acids.